AUGUCUUCAUCGGAUUCUGAAGAUUGUUACGGCAAUAUCGCCCAAAAACUACAAUCACUGAAGAAUCAAUACGUAGAAGAGAAAAUCCCUUCUGUAGAUUUGGUAGACUUCGAAAACAGUGAUUUGAAAUCAACGGCGGAAAUAAACACAGGCACAAUAGACGUAGAAGACUUUAAUACAACUUUAAAUAGCACAGAUAACGAAGAAUGGACGCUGGACGCCAUAAUAGCGAAGAACACUACUGCCAAACGUGGUCGUAAAAGAAAGACAGCCGUUUCGUCUGAAACUAUAGUCCCCAGUAAAACAAAACGAAAAACUGCUAAUUCAAAUAAACAAACCGACAGUACUGUCGUUACUAAUGAAGAUACAGCAGAUAUAGACGACAGUGGACCUGUGACUGGUAGAAGAGGAAGAAAUAGUCGGUUAAGAAACAAUUCAAGUGCUGUACCUAAUACUUCACCAAGAGGAAGGCGAGGCAGUUCCAGAAGGUCUACUACUAACAGAGGCAGAGGUGGAGGUAGAAAUAGACGAAAUAACUCUCCAAGAGUGUCUGCACCAGUCACUACUUAUCCUACAUACAGUAUCGGAAACACCGAUGAUUAUCCAGAUGAGUGUGGUAACCAAGAACUAUUUUCAACGAACCCAGCUAAAAGUAAUGAAGUCGAAAUCGUAGACGACGAAGAUCCUUUAGCCAAUGAUAAUGAAGAAAUGUCCGUUAAAGUUUAUUGGCAGAGUUUGGAGGUGGUCCGUUUCAAAAUAAGAAAAUAUCAGAAGUUAAAACCGAUAUUUAAAUAUUUCUCGGAGAGAGAAAAUGUUGUUUUAGAUAAGUUACUGUUUAUGUAUAAUGACAGGAUAGUUAAAAUUGAUGAUACACCGGACGCAAUAGAUUACAGUAUAGCAAAGUUUAUUGAUGGUGGAAUUGUUGAGCGAAAUGUUACAGGACUGAUUAAAGAAACCAGUGAAGAGUUACAAGACGGGCUCAGAAUAAAGUUUCAAUGUCAACAUUUAAAGAAACCGUUUGAAACUACGAUAAGACCGGACGACACAUUUGGGCUGGCUAUGAUGAAGUGUGCAGAACACUUGGAGACUCCAUUAAAUAGACUGAAAUUUUUCUUUGAUGGAGAUUUAAUAUCAAGUAAAACUACAGCAGAAGAGCUGGACUUGGAAGGUGGUGAGUGUAUUGAUGUCAAAAUUGGGAGCUGA
This is a messenger RNA of Arctia plantaginis, 1203 nucleotides long. Lineage: Eukaryota; Metazoa; Arthropoda; Insecta; Lepidoptera; Erebidae. The record is from the annotation of a GenBank genome assembly.